CACACAUACGAGAGUAGAACAUAGUUAACAGUAAACAACCUUUAUUAUUGGGGUUAAAUUAAAACAAGUGAUGUACAGAAGGCGAAAGUCGCUAACAACUGGAUUAACAGUUUAUAAAACAGAAGAUCUGCAAUCUUCGAACCAAAAGCCCUGCGAAAGCUAAGUGAAGAAGCAGCUCGAUAUGGCGGCGCCGGCUGAGAAGCAGUCAUUUCGUGAGCAACAAAUUCAAGAAUUGGAAGCGAUAAAGUCAAUUUAUGCCUCCGAUGUCGAGGUUUUACGUCCCAGCUGUGAACCAGAUACGCCUGCCGCGCAAUGGAAACCGACGGAAAUACGCAUAUCGCUGGUACCAUUGCGCGAUUCUGCCAACACAAAUACAGAACCUCAUGCACGUAUCAAAUUGCACAUUAUAUGCCCAUCUAAAUAUCCAAAACUUGCACCUAAAAUACUGUUGGAAGAGCCUAAAGGUCUCUCCGAUCAGCUGGUGGAGGAGUUGUUGCAACAAUUGCAGCAGCAAGCGGAGAAGCAACGCGGGGAAGUAAUGAUUUUUGAUUUGGUGCAAACCGUGCAAUCUUUCCUACUUAAAUACAAUAAGCCACCACGCGGUUCUCUCUACGAUCAAAUGUUACAAGAAAAUCAAAAGCGUGAAAAAGCGCGGCUCGAUAUGGAAAAGGAAAAAGAAAUAUUAGAGCGACAAACAUGGAUUGAAGAGAUUGAGCGGCGCAAGGAAUUGUUUAAAAGCGAAACUAAACGACGCGAAAGGCGUCGUACUAUGAGCGAAUCUAAUUAUGCCACCUCGUCGGAAAGUUCCGAAAAUUCAUCACCAUAUUUACGAGGAAGCCGUAAUCCGAACAAAUGUGUGAUACAUUGCAAUAGCGAAAAACUGUAUUUCCACAAAGUGGGCCGUCAAGUGUCAAGGGGUACUUGUUUGGGCCACUCACGCAAAGGUCGCGUCGCCUACGCUGGCAUUGAUGACGACAACGGGCAGUUACUUUAUUUAACGGAAUGGACCAUAAAAUAUUCACAAUUAGAACAAAAAUGUGGCAAUGGUGGUCAUUGUUACUGGCUUCAUUCAGCGCCCAAAUGUAAGGGUAACCAUUCCGUUGAUGAUGUUAUGGCCUCUAUUGAAAAACGCGUUUUGAUGCUCUCGAAUUUACAUCAUAAAAAUAUCAUACAAUACCAAUGUGUUCUAUGUGUAAAACGGAAAGAAGGUCUUAUCGUUUAUCUUGCGCAAGACUUUUUACGCGGCACCAGUUUGCGGAAUAUAUCAUCGAGUUUGGGUUGGUGCAUUGAGGGCGUGCGCAUGGUGGCACAGGGUGUGCUCGACGCGCUAGUCUUCCUACACAAUAAGGGCGUUUCGCAUAGCUACCUCUUGGAUAGCACAGUAUUUUUGGAUAAUACGGGCACUUUGCGCUGCACGGACUUUUCGCUGGUGCCCAAUUUGCUGGAACUGAUUGGUGAUGUAGAAGAACAACCAAUGCGUGGUGAUUUCCCAGCUUUGGGCGCACUCAUCGAAAAUCGAAUGCCAACGCGUACAGUAGAGAUGCGCGAUUUUAUCGCCAAGUGCUUUUCGGAUCGUACACUCUCUGGAUCAGAACUUCUCGAACAUCAAUUUUUGCGUGCAUCAUUGCUUGGACACGAGGAUGAGACGGAUGUACAUUUUGCAUUGCACCAGAGCGCAGCGCAACGGCGAGCCUCCGGCGGUGCAGCAGGUCUAGCAUUGCAGCAUAAAAAACAAGCAGAGAAACAUUUGCCAGCAACGUUGACAGUUAUGCCUAUAAUGCCGAUGAGCCCGUCUAGACUCUCGAACGAAUUUAAAUUGAUGACGUAUGUGGGAGAAGGCGCAUUUGGCGAUGUGUUGAAAGUGCGCAAUAUAUUGGACAACCGCGAGUACGCUUUGAAGCGUAUUCCACUGCCAGCUCGUAGUCGCCAACUCUACAAAAAGAUGACGCGGGAAGUUGAGCUGCUCUCGCGCUUGAACCACGAAAAUGUUGUACGCUAUUUUAACAGUUGGAUCGAAACGUCAACUAUAUCAGAUGAGGCAGAAUUGAAAAAAUUAGGCGGCGGCGAAGGUUCAUCCAGCUUUGAAAGCAGCUUCGAGCCAAAGGUAUCACCGAAACUGGUUUCACCCAGGAAAAAAAAUGAGACUUCAUCCAGUUCAUGGAGUGGCUGUGUCAAAAAUGCAGCGGAAUCCGAGUCCGAUAGCAUCGUGUUCCUUAAUUCGCAUGACGAAAUUGUCAAGUACGUCGAUGAGGAGGAAGAUGAUGAGGACGAUGAUGAUGAAGAGGAUGAUGAGGCAGAGGACGAAGAGUCAGGACAGCCAAAAUCGAUUUCGCCUAAACCUAUGCAAGUUAUGUACAUACAAAUGGAAUUUUGUGAGAAAAGCACACUAAGAACUGCUAUUGAUGAGAACCUUUACAAGGACACGGAGCGAUUGUGGCGCUUAUUUCGGGAAAUCGCUGAGGGUCUAUCGCACAUACACCAACAAGGCAUCAUACAUCGUGACUUAAAGCCUGUAAAUAUAUUUUUGGACUCGCAUGAUCACAUCAAAAUUGGUGAUUUCGGCCUAGCCACCACCAGUUUUCUAGCGCUACAAAGCCAACACGAACACACUUCUCAACAACAAACGCAGCAAAAUGGCUCGGCAGAAGAAGGCACUGGCACAGGCAAAGUCGGCACUACUUUGUAUGUGGCGCCCGAAUUGACUGGAAAUGCCGCCAAGUCUACAUACAGCCAAAAGGUCGACAUGUACACCUUGGGUAUUAUACUAUUUGAAAUGGCGCGACCGCCGUUUAGCACUGGCAUGGAGCGCGUACAUACAAUAGUCGCCCUACGCACCGCUACCAUCUUGCUGCCAGAUGAUAUGCUAACUGAUAACCGUAAUGAGAAAACGAUCAAGAUCCUCCGGUGGCUAUUAAACCACGAUCCGGCACAACGUCCCACCGCCGAGGAGUUGCUCUCAUCAGAUUUGGUGCCGCCUGUGCAACUCGAGGCUAACGAAUUGCAAGAGAUGCUGCGCCAUGUGCUUGCGAAUCCCCAAAGCAAAGCCUACAAACAUCUGGUGGCACGUUGUUUGCAGCAACAGAGCGAUGAACUGCUGGAAUACACCUAUCAUUUGGGUAGCAGUCGUAAUAUGAAAUCGUGGAGCUCAUCAAUCUCGUUAGAUGGCUUAGUUUCAUUGAAUCCUAUUUUUGAAUUUGUCAAAUCGAAAGUAGUUGCUUUGUUUCGCAAACAUGGCGCAAUCGAGGUAGAUACACCGCUGCUGUCACCGCUUUCGAAACGCACAAACGCCUGGAACAAUCCAGUGCGGCUCAUGACACACUCCGGCUGUGUGGUGGUGCUGCCCACGGAUUUGCGCACCGAAUUCGCUCAUCACGUCACCAUGAAUGGCGUGAAUAUGAUACGUCGCUAUUGUGUGGAUCGUAACUACCGCGAAAAGAAGGUAUUCAAUUUUCAUCCCAAGCAAAGCUACGAAUGUGCCUUCGAUAUAAUUACACCGUACGCCAGUAGCCCGCUCGUAGACGCCGAACUCUUGUCGCUUGCCUUCGAAAUCAGCAAUGAGAUACCGCGAAUACGUGAGAAAAAUUUGCGCAUACGCAUGAAUCAUACCCAUCUGUUGCGCGCCAUACUGCUUUACUGUAAUGUACCUAAGAAUUCGUACACCGAAUUGUUUGCAAAUAUAGCGGAUUGCACUGAAGGACGUAUUUCUAAAUUUCAAUUUCACUCUGCCGUUACGGUUAUCAUGGAGAAAUCGCGUUCCUCUGCUACGGCGCUAAUUGAAUUGUUGUUGGCGACUUUCCAAAUCAGCACCACCAGAAGUAAUGUCGACGAAACGGCGUUGAAAUCGCUGGUGCGUGGCAAAGGUGAGGCAGCUUCGUUGGCUAAGAGCGCGCUCAGGGAGUUGGGCACCAUUGUGAGUUUGGCACACAGUCUUGGCGUCACGUGUCCAAUACAUAUUUUUGCUGGGAUGCCCGACGGUUUCGAUCGUGCCAGCGGCGGUGGGGUUGUGUGGCAAUUAUUUGUCGAUCUUAAACGAAAUCGAAGUACUCAUUCAGCGCUGUUGGCGAAGGGCGAACGCUACGAUACAAUGUUGAAUGAGUUCCAGAAGCAGGCACAAGGUUUCAAUCAAAAUGCACCGGGUCGUGUCAUCAGCGGUGCUGGGCUUUCGUUUUCAUUGGACAAACUAGUGGCUGCAAUGGAUGUGGAGUACGUGAAAGAUUGCCGUGCCAUAGACGUCGGGGUGUGCGUGUAUGGCACACAUCCGCCAUUUAAAUAUGUCACCGAUAUUAUGCGCUUAUUGUGGGCGGCCAACAUACGUUGCUGUGUCGUAGAGUCGGUAAACGGUUCGGGUGAUGAAGCACAAGACUUGGCCAAGUUGGGUGCAUUGCAUGUGAUUUUGGUGGCCGAGAAUGGUGGUCUGCGUGUGCGUUCGUGGGACCGCGAUCGUGCUCAGGAACGGCACGUCACACGCUCGGAACUCGUUGAUUUCAUACACAAAUUACGGCCGGAACUAAACAAUGCCAGCGCCGUUGACUCGGCCACCCAGGCAACGGCUAGCAGUCCGGGUAGCAAUACGGGCUAUGGUGGUGGUGGGGGCUUGAGUACGUCUGCGUCAGGUUCGAGCAUAAAAAGCAGCUAUAAUCUUGGUCAAUGGCCGGAUGUUCAGGUGGUGUUUGUGAUGCAUGAAAAGUUGACAUCCAACUUGAGGCGGCGCUAUGAAAACCAGGUUACACAGCAAAUGUCUACGACACUCUCGCAGUUCACGAAAAAGGAAAAUGUGGUUGUGCUGGUGGUGGAGCUGUCACCAACGAUAGUCAAUGCUAUCGUGGGCGCAAUAAAUCCGCGUGAUGCAAACAAAAAGGAGACUGAAGUUGAAAUCAACAAUGUGAUGGAAAGGUUUCCUAAGUUCAAACGCUAUAUAAUUGAAAUAACGGAUGAGAUUAUCGACUACCUAAGCGGUGACAAAGCGUCCGUAGUGGCCUUAUAUACCAUUUCGGGCUCGUAUUAUCGCGUUAUCAUUUGAUCAUCAAUGACAAUGUUUAUAUUUCUCACAUUGGCCGACUAUUUUGUAAAAAAUCUUUAAUAUUUAUGUAUGUAGAUUGUAUUACAAUAUUUAUCUGUUUCUGUUAUCAUUAAAAUUUUGUUCGAAUUUCUGAAAAGUUUGAUGAAGAAUUUGUUUAAAACAUAACCUUCUGCCAGCGCAAGUGAUUUUAGUCAAUUAACCAACCAACAAAUGUAUUUUUACAAACAUACGUCUUAUUUAUAUUCUAUUUAUCUAUUCUAUACUAAUAAAUUAUUUUUAAGUUUCAAGUAAUUUUCUCAGCUGUGUCAAAUACGUAAAUUAUAGUCGAUGUUUUUAAUAAAGUGCAAAAUCUCGAGUUUGUAACUAUGUGAAUAUAA
Molecule: messenger RNA, 5397 nt
Organism: Anastrepha ludens (Mexican fruit fly)
Lineage: Eukaryota; Metazoa; Arthropoda; Insecta; Diptera; Tephritidae
Gene: Gcn2
Product: eIF-2-alpha kinase GCN2
Exons: 14
Coding region: 182-5020 (1612 amino acids)
Biological process (GO): regulation of translational initiation by eIF2 alpha phosphorylation; DNA damage checkpoint signaling
Cellular component (GO): cytosol
Molecular function (GO): eukaryotic translation initiation factor 2alpha kinase activity; protein binding; ATP binding
Source: RefSeq, a predicted model, not a curated record